GCGACUAACACGUACGGGGGAGGAAUAGUAAUACUAUCUGAUUAGCGUACACGAAAAAUACGUAGGAAGUUACCAGACAUUAGACUCCGUGAUGAAUAACGGCGGAUUUAGCGGUAAUAGGAAUGGCGGGAACGGGAACUAUGGGAACGGGAACUACGGGGGAGGGAACACCGGCGGGAACGGGAAUUAUGGGGGAGGGAACACAGGCGGGAGCGGACAAGGGCCGACAUGUUACAACUGCGGUAAGACAGGCCAUAUAGCUAGAGAUUGCUGGUCAAGGAGACCAAGCCAAUCAAACGAUCCAGAGCUAGAUGGCAUGAAGGAGUUCUAUAGGGACCUGAUAAAACAGAAGCAGGAUCAGGAGGAGAAGAAGAGACAGGAGGAGGAGCGACGACAGAGGGAGGAGGAAGAUAAACGGAUGGGUGACGAGCUCUCGAGGAAGGCUCAGGAACUGAAGGCCGAGAUGGAUCGAGAAUUGAGAGAGAGUCUACGAAAGCAGCAAGAGGAACUUCGAAAACAGGUGGAUGUACUAAAGAGAGGGAGAGACCCACCAGACGACGUGCCAAGACGGGUCCGUGCUAAAUAUGGUACGGACACCGGGACCGACUUCUCGGCUUCAGAAGAGGAGUCAAAUCUGAAUAAAAAAGUGGCUGCGCUGAUACGCCUUUUGGAGUCAAGAUCACCACCGACAAGAGCAGCCCCCGAAGCGACCCCGCGACGCUCUCCUCGGAUUACACCAAGACAGACUUCGGUAACCAGGAGGCAAACAAGAUUCGAGCAAGGAGAGAGCUCAGCAGCAGUUGGAAGAAGAACGAUGCGCGAAGAAGGCAGUAAUGACAAAGGAAAACGGACGCUGGAGGACGAUCAUCAACCAGGAGACGCGCCCAGCAGAUCACCAGCGACCCCGCCACCAUCCGCAACGAAGACGCCAGCCUCAUGUUGAAGGAGCGGCAUGCUGGACUUCAUCUUCAACCUACAACGAGAGAUUACGUCGAAGAGGGCGGAUCGCAUUAAAGUACUGUGUC
Messenger RNA from Chara braunii, 1025 nucleotides. The record is from the annotation of a GenBank genome assembly. Lineage: Eukaryota; Viridiplantae; Streptophyta; Charophyceae; Charales; Characeae.